Manihot esculenta (cassava) is the source of this 1317-nucleotide messenger RNA. Its product is annotated as transcription factor MYB30. Bases 155 to 940 code for a protein of 261 amino acids. The transcript is spliced from 3 exons. The record is from RefSeq and is a predicted model, not a curated record. Lineage: Eukaryota; Viridiplantae; Streptophyta; Magnoliopsida; Malpighiales; Euphorbiaceae.
ACUUUUCUUCAAGCAUGCAUACAUUGGCUUGUGGGUCGAAUAUCUCAGGAUAUAAAUAGACCACGUCCGGCCUUGCAGAGUUUUAAAGCCAACGACUAGCAUUUCUUUGGGGGAGAAGAGAUCAUACAAAAAAAAAAAAGAAAAACCAAGAAAGAUGGUGAGAGCUCCUUGCUGUGAGAAGGUGGGAUUAAAGAGAGGGCCUUGGACCCCUGAAGAAGAUAAGAUUUUGAUUUCCCAUAUUCAAAAUUAUGGCCAUAGCAAUUGGCGUGCACUGCCUAAGCAAGCUGGUUUAUUAAGAUGUGGGAAGAGUUGCAGACUCCGAUGGAUAAACUACUUAAGACCAGACAUUAAGAGAGGAAACUUCACCGAGGAAGAAGAGGAGGCCAUCAUCAAGUUACAUGAAAUGCUGGGAAAUAGGUGGUCAGCAAUUGCAGCGAAAUUACCAGGAAGGACAGACAAUGAGAUUAAGAAUGUGUGGCAUACCCACUUGAAGAAGAAGCUCAAACAAAAGCAAGACUUCAAGUCCAAUAAUAAACAGCUACACGAGACAGUGCCAAAAUGUGAUGAAGUCAGUGUCGGGAAUCAAUCAGACUCUGAGAAUUAUUCCAACGUUCCAACUCUUACAGGAUUACAUGAAAUUCCAGGCAUGCAUUCACCCAUGUCCCCUCAGCCCUCUUCGAGCAGCAGUGACCAUUCCACCGUAACGGAGACUUCAGGUGCCACGGCGGAAACAGACAACAUCACGUUCGAAAAUAUGGACUCAUCGGAGAUCAUUUUUCCGGUGAUUGACGAAGAUUUUUGGUCAGACGAAGCAGGAUUGGCAUCAGAAAUUAUGAUACCAUCAGGAUUUUAUGGCAACGGUCCUACAAGCAUUGAUGAUGAUAUGGAUUUCUGGUACAACCUUUUUGUUAAAUCUGGGGGAAUAGAAGAAUUACUAUAAAUUAUUUUUGUUUCCCCUUUCUUGGAGAGGAAAUGAAUUUGAACAUGGAGGGAAUCUUUCAGGAAUUUUGACCGUUACCCUGGAAAGCAGAAAUACAAGAGAUUUCCAGAUUGGGCCAAAUUCGUCCAAAAGGAAGAAUUUACAAUAGACAUCACUCAUUGACGAAGACAAUAAGAGCAAAGAUUAUUCAGUGAUUUUAUUGGGUGUUUUGAGGGAAAUGAACACAGACAAGAAUAAAGGGGAAGAGAUGAGGAGGUUGAAAAAGUUUAUUUUGUACAGUAACCCAUUAAUAUUGAACAGAAAAAUUGACGAAUCAGAUUGUAACACUUGUCUAAUUAUGUGUAAUGCAUCAAUUUUCAUACAGGAUGCUUCUUUCU